Tripterygium wilfordii is the source of this 1524-nucleotide messenger RNA. RefSeq names its product F-box protein At1g49360-like. The record is from RefSeq and is a predicted model, not a curated record. NCBI's taxonomy places the organism in Eukaryota, Viridiplantae, Streptophyta, Magnoliopsida, Celastrales, Celastraceae. Gene Ontology annotation, molecular function: protein binding. Bases 228 to 1349 code for a protein of 373 amino acids. The transcript is spliced from 2 exons.
UCUUGUUUUCUAACGCAAGUUUAAGCAAGAGGAAACCCUAGGUUUCAUCAGAUUCCCUGAAAACCUUAUAGCAUUAAACACCGACUGAGCAUAUCAUCUCCCUCACGCCCCUUUCUCUCCAUAACCACUCCCUACCAGAUAUUAUCCAUGGUGAUCGAUUUCUGGUUUGUGACAUGUAGACUUUCAGUUUUGGAAGAUUUGAAGAAUUGAGGAUUCAGUUAAGGUUUAUGCUGGACCUGCCAAUGUCUCCUAAGAGAAGAAAGGUUGUUGUGAAAGAAAGUAGAGAUUGGUCUGAUCUUCAUGGAGAUAUCUUGAGAUUAAUUAAAGAAAAACUAUGUCUUAUUGACCAAUUGAGAUUCAGGGCUGUUUGUCGGAGCUGGCGUUCUGUUCCUUAUGUCAAGUCUGCUGAUAAACUACCGUGGAUAUUAGGAUUGCGCAAAGCAUUUGGCUGUAAAUUUCUAGCAUACUACCUCUAUGAUCCAUUUAACCGUAUAGAGUAUGUCCUGGGUCAUCAGUUGGCUAGAUCUCAUAAUGUGGAAGUUUAUGCAUCCAAACAUGGUUGGCUAUUUCUUGGGGAUCAUGAGAGUAAAUUGUUCUUAUACCAUGCUUUCACUAAGAAAACCAUUCAUUUACCCACCCUGAAGCUUGCUAGUACUUUUUUUCGUAGCACAGGUACAUUCUCCACUAUUCCAACUUCUUCGGAUUGUGUGUUUUAUGUGUUGGAUAGCGGGUGGAAUCAGACAGAUUCAAUUAUGUUAUACACUUAUCGCAAUGGUGAUCUAACAUGGAGUAAGUUUGAGCUUGCGAAUCCUUCUCUUUCUUUGAACAUCAUUUGUAGCAAGGAAGGUCUUUUGUACUGUUUUUUUGAUAUGGCAGUGAUGUGGGCAUUUGACAUUGCUUGUGGAGAUUGGCGCCAAAUCCCCAUUGAUGCAUCAGAGAUCAAGUAUCUGGAUUCUGACUUUCAAGCAAAGGGAAUGUCUCCGUACCGUUCCUUUAAAGUGGUUGAGUCCUGUGGAGAACUUUUGUUGGUGUAUUAUCGUUUUGCAUUUAAGCCCUGGUACGUUUUCAAACUGGACUGGUCUCUAAUGGCAUGGGUGAAGCAAGUUGAAUUAGGUAAUCAUGCAUUGUUUAUUGGCGAGACUUCAUUCUCGAUUCCAACAGAUGGGGAAAUCAAAUCUUUAGCUGGUCAUAUCUAUUUUCACGGUGACGUGAGGCCUCACUUCUACAGUUUCAAAAACAGUGCUCGUCACAAAAACAGUGAGUUCCGUCCAUUGAGAUGCAAGUACUACUCCCACCUCAAAAGGCUUCCACGACAAUUCGAGUGGGUUUGGAUAGAACCUCAUUCGUAAUUGUAUUCGCCAACCCUCUUUGGUAAGAAGGUUCAUUCCUGCUUGUAUCACCCAACUUUCUUUCAUCUUGGCGCUACUAUUCUGAUGUAGUCAGAUUGAAGCUUUUUGCUUAACUUUGAAUGACAAUGUAGUUGUUCCGAAGUUUAUUGGGCGUGAUUUUUCCUGUUUGCAUUGA